CGUUCGAUAUGCUGAUGCGUAAGCAGGUAACACCAUUGUGUGAUAAGAGGCUUGAAUUCGAAAACUUCAUUUCGCCAAUUACCACGGGAAAUCUCAGCCUGUGUGAUGAGACUCAUGCAAGCAGGAAUUAUAAACCUUUGGUGGCCAGUCAACAGAGGAAUGUGACAAGCCAAGCUGAAAAGAAAUUGACGAAGUUGUCGCGUGUUGGGAAAAGUUUAGAUGAUUUAGGAAAGACAUUUUUGAAUGUGAGAGACAUGAAGAUGUCAAUAGAAGGAAAAGCAAGAGACAACAGAUUAGUCCGCGACACGACUGCGUCUAUAAGAAGGUAACUGCCUCCUAGAUUGUUCUUCUCAUCUCUAGACACUCAUCACUCACUCAGUUUUCUACCACUCUCAAUUUAACCACUUCAUCCAUCCCUUCAAUAUAUCCUUCAACCAUAUCUUCCAAAAUGGCCGCUUCACAGAACGGAGGUCUUGUCCAUCAACAACUCAUCCCUGCGGACAGCAUCACUGCCUCCUACGACAACGAGGCCAAACUUCUGAUUCUCAAGGCAUCUGGCACCCAUGUCGAUCUUACUAGAGACAUCGAAUUCCGUCGUCUUCCUUUUGAUGGUGGUCUUCUCUUCGAGCUGAUCGGCUGGGUAGGCCCAGUCGUUCAUGGAGAGUCACCCUAUGAGAUUACGGACAGCUUCAACAUCGAUCUUCCCAGCAUCGUUUUCCCAUCCAACACUGUUGUUGUCAACACCGAGAACAAGCAGCAUUGGGUUGUCCCUAUACAGUACAACAAGACAACUGGACAGGCUGCCACCAAUGGUAAGGCUGAGGUUGAGCUGCCUAAGGUCGAGCAGGUCUCGGGAGACCAGAAGAUUGUUGUUCUUGCCGAUGAGCCCUUCACCAUCCAGCAGAGUGACUCUUUCACGGGAAAGGGUGGCUCAGCCAGCAUUGAUUUCGAUAAGAGCUUCCUCACUUUGACUGAUGCUCGUAUUGAAGAUGGCAAGAUCGUGUGGACUUUCACUGCUCAGCAGACUGGAACUACCGAAGUCUUUGUCUAUGUGGGCCAGACCCAGCCUCCAUUCUUGUAUCGCAUUCCCUACGUCGUGGAGAGUGUCGUCCUUGAUGACAAGUCUGUCCCAACCCAGACUACAGCCUCUUUCAGUGUGAACAACAACGGGCAAGGCAGUAGUGGAACAUACGGCGCUGCGUCCAACGGACAUAAGAACGGCAACCAGAAAGUCGGCCUCCCUCUGUCUUGGGAUGGGUUCAUCAACGUUGGUCUCAACCUCAUUAGGAAGCAGUAUCCCCAUGCCAACCUUCUCGAAGUGGACGCUACUCCCUUGACUCGCAAGCCUGUCCAGAAUGAGUGGGGUCUUGUCAACAACCGUAUUGUCUGUGGUCUCAGCGGCAACAAGACCGCUAUCAUUCAGUCCACUGGAUGGGGCGAGUUCGGAAAGGUCCAGACCAUCAACUCUCCCUUCUUGGGUGAUCAGGUCAUCCUCUGGCCUGUCACUCUCGAUAUCCACGAUGCGUUCACCAUUCUCCGAAAGGCAGGAUACAAGCAGGCCAUUUAUGCCGUUACUCUGCGCCAGCCUCUCUAUCCUGGAGAUGAUCAGCCCUUCUACAUCUUCAACACUGGCACUGAGUUUAUUGCCGUCGGAACAAAGGACAAGAAGAUCCACAACUUUGGCGUCUCCGAGUACAAUGUUCAGAAAGCUUAGGUUUCUCAACGGUUUCUUCUAUACCACAGACAGUAUUUCUCUUCUCUUUAGCCCAGAGCAGAUUGAUCAGGGUUAGCUUUGUUUUCCUAGUUAAUUAAUCCUACUUGUACUAUCCAACAAUGCUCUCUAGUAAACAAUCAGUAUUUAUUACUUUUAAAGCACAGCAACAAGUCACUAAAA
Messenger RNA from Fusarium odoratissimum NRRL 54006, 1894 nucleotides. RefSeq lists its product as uncharacterized. The transcript has a single exon. Bases 449 to 1714 code for a protein of 421 amino acids. Lineage: Eukaryota; Fungi; Ascomycota; Sordariomycetes; Hypocreales; Nectriaceae. The record is from RefSeq and is a predicted model, not a curated record.